Molecule: messenger RNA, 598 nt
Organism: Tigriopus californicus
Lineage: Eukaryota; Metazoa; Arthropoda; Copepoda; Harpacticoida; Harpacticidae
Source: RefSeq, a predicted model, not a curated record
GGCAAACGAUAUCUGGGUAUCGAUAUUCCGGAUUACAUUGCGAAUGGUGGAAAAGCUGAUGCUCUAAAGCACAUGUCAGAUAAGAUGAAAGCCAUGGGCCGACGAAGGAAAUAGAUUGUAACCAACAACGAUGGAUCAUGGAAACUGACUGUCUCUCCUGUGGGCGUUACCUCCCCGAGGGGAAGCCCAAAUUAUGGUGUUCAUAAUUUCCAUUCUCUCCGAGGAGGAAGAGAUUCGUUAAGCCACUCUAAUUUUGCUCAGUUCUCACCGUUUUCGGUCUUUUCGCUCUCUGAAUGAAUAUCAAUCACUCUGUAUACUGUAGUACACAACAUUUGCAUACGACAAGACAAGAAGAAUCAACGACCACAAACUCGCAAGUUUGUUGAGAUGACGCCAAAUCAUGCAAUUCAUUUUCAACCACAAAGAUGCAUUUGAAGCUGAGAGGAGAUGGUUUUCCUGGCCAACCGUUUUCAUCGUGAAUUAGGUUCUGUACAUACGUGACCAACUCAAAAAUAGUACAAUUAUUAUCAUCCUGGUAUCCCAUAGCAUUCUGUUUUAGAAAAAAUGUCCUCAAAGCAAAAUAAAUGAUGGAACAAUC